CGCGGAUUCUUCACAUGUAAUUCUAUAUUCCUGUGAUAUCUAUGGCGGUAACAUCAACAAACUGAAGCUAAAGGUUUCUUUGCUAGCUCUGCAGCCACCACAUAUUUGACAUUCUGGCGAAAAGGAAAAAACGGCAUUAAAGGUUACGGCGAUAUGGCAAGUCAGAGGCCUCCAUCCAGUAUGGGCCGGCCUAUGAGUCGUACUGGAUCAGUGGUACCGGGAAGUGGAAGACCUAUAACAGCUGUUCGCCCUCCUCCUACUGCCAUCCGCAUACCAACUGGACUGAUUCCAGGUACAGGUGUGCAUCCUGGUUUAAGAGCUCUCGUUACCAGUCCUGGAAUCCUGUCAGCACAGAUUAAAGUGACUGAUAGGCCUGUGACCCAACAGGGGCUCAGUGGGAUGAAGACAGGGUUGAAGGGACCUCAGAGGCAAAUUCUGGACAAGUCUUAUUACUUGGGUCUUCUUAGGAGUAAGAUCAACGAGUUAACCACAGAAAUCAGCAAACUCCACAAGGAGAUCGACACCUUCAACCAGGAAAACUCUGUCUAUCUGUCAUAUGAAAAGAGAGCUGAAAGUUUGGCUGCUGAGAUCAGGGAUCUGCAGGGCCAGCUUGCUGACUAUAACAUGUUGAUGGAUAAGCUCAACACCAAUUCAGACAUGGAGGAAAUGAUCAACGACUACAACAGCCUGAAAGCCCAGAAUAACAGAGAGGCUGAAAGCAUUGACAGCAUCUUUAUUGAAAGACGAGAAAGGGAGGACGCCAUCAGGGUCAUUGAAGAGGAAAUCAAGAAGGAGAGGCGUGUCGCAGAGGAGAUUGUCCAAGCAAUGCCGGCUGCAAAGCAAGAGAAAUAUUUCACCAUGACGACGGACAAUGAGGAGCUGUUACAGGAGCUGGCUCUUCUCCAAGAGGAACUCGAUACAAUGCUGACCCGUAAGGAGGAAUACGAAGCAGAGCUGGCCCACUCGCAGAUAAAGCAAGAAGUAGUUCGGCUCCAUGAAACUUUGUCAACAUUAGAGGCAAAGCGGGACAACAUGGAGGCGGAGCACAAAAGCUUUAGCACACCUCAAGAGGAAAGAGAGAAACUACUGAAACAGGUGAAAGAGGACAAUCAGGAAAUUGCCAGCAUGGACAGACAGCUGGUGGAGAUCAGGGAGCGGUCAAGUCAAAUUGCAGAGGAGAUAAGACAACAGGAGCAGGACUCCGAGGAAGCUCAAGGGGAAUGCCAACAGAAGUACAAAGUUCUGAAGAAGAAAGAGGAGGAAAUUGAUGGAUUCCUGGAGGCCUUUGAGGAUUUAAAGACUCAAGAGCACAACAAGAUGGCUCAGAGUCAGGAGAGCAUUGUCUCUCUCUUGGAGCACUGCAGCAGGAACAUGUUGCGGCUCUGCCGAGUGGAUACAAUUACCGCCAGCGAGCUAAGGAACAUGCAAGACGUUCUGGUCAGCAAGGAGACAGAGGUGUCGCAGUCAGCCAGCACCGCCAGGGGACUGACCACUGAGUCUCACCGCUUGCAACAAGACCUGGAGAAAGUGCAACAGCUGGAGGGUAAGAUCACAGCAGAGCUGAGCACACUGAAGGAAAAUGUCAGCCAGAUGGAGUCAGAGCUGCUCACCUACAGGGAUCUUGAAACUCUAAGACACACCGCAGAAGAGAGGAAAACUAGACUGCAGGAGGAGCGUGUUGCCCUCACACAACGGCGAGACUCUUUCCGACAGCUUUUGGAGGAAAUGAGCCAGCAAUAUGAAGCGCUGAAGACCAAGCUGGAAGAGAAUGAGACCCACGCACAGUUGGCUAACCUGGAGAGGAAGUGGCAACAUUUGGAGCAAAACAACUUUGUCAUGAAAGAAUUCAUCGCCUCAAAAUCUCAGGAAAGCGACUUCGCCUCCGUUUCCAAGAACGUCUACGAACAAGUUGCAGAUUACAACAAGUGCCUCAUAGACUCACUGCAGAACAUCAGGAGCUAAAUAUACUAGAUAUUUUUAGAAAGUGGGCUGACUAUACCACUCUCCAUUAGAUCAUAUUUGUUUAGUGUAAUAGUUGAUGUAACGCUGACACAUUUAUGAGCGAAUGUGUGCAUUGCAAAUGGUAAUUAUUUACUGUGAUAUGUGGUUGUGAACAUUUUUCUCAUUAAAUUACACAUGCACUUUUGUUCAUUUGCUUUAGCUGGAAUAUUGAUAAAACGAGGACUUACAAUUCAUCAGUAGAAGCAGUCAAAACAUUCAAGCAAAAACAAAAAAUCAUUCACGUAAGACUUUUUUUUGUCCAUUUAUUGCUUUAUUUGAAAUGAAAACGAAUUGCAUAAAAUCCAAAUUCUGCUCUAGAAAUAUAUCUGGCCUUCCAGUAUCAAAGAGUACAGUAAACAUUUCAACUGAGCUGAAAACAAGAGCGACCUCUAGCAAAUGAACAGUACUUUUUUUUUUUUUUUUUUUUCUUCACAACACUGAGGUCAACACAACACUCAAGUUUCCCCUCUGCAAAGUAUAUUUACACAGCGCUUCCCUCUUUACAAGUCUAACUUGUGGACAUCAGCAAUGCUUGUGAUUCCGUCGAUCAAGUUGGAAAGGAAGUCAUUUCUUGGAAGCGGUGUGGGACACAAGUGAGUGCAGAAUAUUUAUCCUGACUCUUAUUGAACAUUUACAACAUAAUGUGAAAGAAAUGUACAUGCAUAGUUCUUCAUUGCAACAGCAGGCAGCUUUCAUGAACACAAAGAAGUUGAGACAAAACAUAUGAUAAUGACUUCCAAGCUGAACCGAACCAAACCGUAGAACGUUUAUUCAAAAUCCUUGAUGGACACAAAAAUGGUAUGAAAGUGUUUUUUUGUUACUUUUGUCAUUCUAGUGUAUUGAGUUGUCUUACAAAUGAGGACAAAACGUAUAGUGGUCGGACCUAAAACCGGUAACUGUGUUCCAUCAAUGUUCCUGUUGAAAACAGAUGUUAACUUGAACAAUUUUUCACUUGAUUAACCAAUGAAAUUUUAAAUAUACGUAAUUACAAUCAAGUGUUUAAUCAUGACUGAUAAUUCAACAUUUGUUCAGAAUGAUUUAUAAUUUUAAGCGAUAACAUUGACAUUCGCUGUACAUCGGUUAUUUGUGCCAAAUUAGGAUUUUGUAGGUAAAUAAAUGGAUUCAAUGAGUGAAUCCAUUCUUUUUUUGAUAGUUUGAGCCACUGUGCUUUUCAGAAACUACUUCCUAUGAUCGUUGAACAACAAGGCAAUUAGCAACCUCAUCUUUAUUAUCCGUUGCCACGUCUUAAUUGAAAUGUUGGCGUUCAAAUAGCAUGUGGCAAAAUAACAAUACAACAAAGACAACCAAUGUGAACACAAAGUAGAACUUGGGCUUGAAAUAUGUAUCCCCUCCUGUGUUGUAGUGCAUAUUAAGGAACGAAGCAUUUGAAAAUGCAGUCAAAAUAAAAGUUCAAAGCAGCAACUACCUUCACAUACCCAUCAAACAACUGUCAUUGAGUGGCAAAAUAAGCUCCAGACCUUUUAAAUGAGGUGUACAUUCAAAAAACUUAACAGUGAGAUCAAAACAGUUAUUUACUUAACAAUUCUAAUGUGAUUAAUGUUUUUAUCAGAAAAAAAUCAGUGGGAUAAAUAAAACCCUCCUAUGAACAGUAAUGUUGACAAAGCAUAAAUACCACUUUUUAUUUCAGAAGCAUACGUAUUUUGUCUUGUCGCUCAGUUUUUACUUUUAAAACUGUCUCUAAAAGCGCCCUAAGAACAAUAAUAACAAUAAGUUAAAUAUUUUCCAACCCUCAGUGCAAAAAUAUCCAAACUCAACUGAAAGGGGAGGACAACGUGUGCACGAGACAUUUGAAAUCGUUUCCUGUGAACAAAGUUUAGGCACAAAUACUUUUUCCUCGGCUUUGACGGCUGAGCCCUUAGCAGGUCACACGUUCUCUGAACGGAAGCAUCGGGAGGAAGGGCGGCUUGCCGUUGCCGUGGAAACGAGUCCUUAAUUUUAUGUUAGUCAGCGCCGUCGAGUGCCUCGGCAACAUGUGAAGCUGUGUACUUUAACCGGAAGCCACCUACAGCAAGAAAACAAACAGGUUUUAGUAAAUAGUGAAGAAGUUCAUGAUGUUAUUCAAAUUAUGGAUCCUGCACAUUAGGGCUGCAACGAUUAAUCGAUUAACUCCAGUAUUCAAUGAGAAAAAAAAGAUUCGAAUUAAAUUUUGCUGCUUCGACUAUUCGUUAAAUUAAAGUGGGGUUGUAAUGGUUUAUUUUGAAAGUGUUUGCAUUUAGUUUUGUUGAUUUGGGUGGAUACACUGCCCUCUGGUCUG
Molecule: messenger RNA, 4276 nt
Organism: Corythoichthys intestinalis (scribbled pipefish)
Lineage: Eukaryota; Metazoa; Chordata; Actinopteri; Syngnathiformes; Syngnathidae
Gene: ift74
Product: intraflagellar transport 74
Exons: 20
Coding region: 154-1962 (602 amino acids)
Biological process (GO): cilium assembly; intraciliary transport involved in cilium assembly
Cellular component (GO): cilium; intraciliary transport particle B; centrosome
Molecular function (GO): beta-tubulin binding
Source: RefSeq, a predicted model, not a curated record